AUGUCGUCGACGGUGAAGAAACGGGCGAGUCGAGGGUGCAGACCGAGACUGAGAGAUUUCGAGAGUCGAGAGUACGUGGACGCGAUGUCGACGAUAUUGCGACGGUUACGAAGGAAACACGCGUCGUUAGCGCCGUCGUUUGACGCCAGGGCGUUGGCGGGGGCGACGUUUCGUUUGAUUACGGCGGAGGAGAAGUUUUUAGGAGCGAACGCGGAGCGCGAAGGCGAGUCGCCGCGGGUGCCGAAGAUUCCGCAUUGGGCGUGGAGAGACGUGACCCCGGGUGGGGGGUUGUCGACGUUAUUAGAUGUUUACGUGAGUCGGCGACGAGAUGGGAAGCUCAGGGCGGAAGCGCAGGGUGAGGACGCGCGAAGAGAGUUCGAGGCGUUCGUCAGAGAAGCCAGAGAGGCGCUCGUGGAACGGCGACACCUUAAGUACGUGAAGAUUUACGUCUCGGACGACGCACAGGGUGCGAAAGAGUUGAAGGCGUUAGCGCGGGAGAUGCGAGCGACGCUCGCGGCGAACGCGGACGGGUCGAUGUGGAGAAUCACAGAGACGUCCACGAGCGCGACUUCUGGGGGGAAGACGGAACAUCGCGUGCACUAUUGGUUCUAUCCGGACUCGUACGAGCAGUGGUACGCGGAGAGCUCGCUUUCGGGUCGAGGACGGGCGCCGUGGUCGCCGCAGACGAGCACGUUUGCGCGCAAAGGGUUCGACAAACCGUUCAACGUCCGAGCGCGUUGGCUUCGGGAUAGUCAUAAGUUUAACGAGUGGAUGAACGAGCUCGAUUAUGAGUUCGACAUCACCCCUGAGGCGGCGCUCGGUGGGAGACAUGCAUGGGAAGCGCACGACGCGUCGUUGACGAGCGGUAAACGCGCGCGCGCGGACGUUGGCGCCGAUACCGAGGGCGAGAUGUUCGCCGCUGACGGUGACGAAAUCUUAUCAUACUUCGUGACGCGUCGUCGAGUCAUUCAACCGCAUCCCAUGAUAGCCGCGUGCGUGAGCCAGGACGACGGCGCGCUCGUCUUGCGUGACGAGCAGGAGGACGUCACCAAGACGUACAUGACGGCCAAGAACGUACGUCUUGUGAACAUGACCGCCGGGAAGCUUCCACCGAACGCGACGCCAUUGUUUGAGCGCGAGGAACGAGACGGCGCGAAGCCUUUGGAAGAACUCAGGAUUCCUACACAUAGUGCGUGGUUCAGAUGGGACGUCGCGCACGAAAUCGAGCGCCGAGCGCUGCCGGAAUUCUUCAACGAAGACAAUGGCACGGGAGAUGGAUUAGAUCGAUACAUUUCGUGUAGAAAUGCGAUGAUUCAAUGUUUUAUGAAAAAGGGACGAAACGUGACGAUGCGUGAAGUCGCGCCGAAGGGCAAGUCAGCGCUGGUCGACGCCGCAGCCGCGGCGAGGAUAUUUUUAUUUCUAGAGGAUUGGGGACUGGUGAACUGGAGCUUCGCCGUCGAUCGAGGCGUAUUCAAGGUGAAGGACGACCCUCCGACCGGAUGUCCCCGAAUCAUCCAAGCGAGCGACGGCACACUUGAGGUGAAGGAGAUGGACCUGCCUGAGGCGCUGAAGAUGGAGCUUUUUGAUUUCGCGAAGGUUCGAGCGACGACGGUGUCUGGCGAACAUCCCCUCGUUUCACCGACCGCGAUCGCGGCGUCGACGGAUGCGCAGUUUGAGCGACGUUCUUUGGACGAAUUAUUCGCCACAUUGCAGGCAAUGCGCGAGGUGGAGGUGCGGUUUGAGUGCAACGCGUGCGGAACUGAUUUGAUAGGAGGCGUCUUCUAUCACUACACAGUCUCGGGCGCUUACGACCUAUGCGAGUCUUGUUUCCCGCGAGGCGCGUACCCCGAGGGUCAUACGAGUGGUGAUUACGUCAAGGCGGUCUACCCAGAUUUCGCCGCAAACGCCCGUUCGAGCGCUAGCGCGGACGACACAGAGUGGUCUCCGCAGGAGGUGUCUUCUCUCCUCGAGGCUGUCUCUCAGAGCGAAUCGAGCGUGAACUGGAACGACGUCGCCGCGAGCGUCGGUUCGAAGAACGAGGACGAGUGCAUCAAAUAUUUCGUGCGCAUGCCCACGGAAGACGCUGCGAUCGCUGCGAUUGACGCGCAACUGCGCGCGCCGAAUGGCGUCGUCGUGGACGCCGCCGCCGGCGCGACACUUCCCGAUUCGGAAGACGCGCCGUUCGCGACCGCGCCGAACCCAGUGAUAGCGCAGCUCGAGUUCCUAGUUAGCAUGGUUUCUCCUCGAGUCGCCGCAGCCUCGGCCAAGGCUGCGCUCACGGAGCUCGUGAAGCACGGCGAUCGAGUCCACGACAUCGACGCGGUGAAAAAGGCCAACGCGCGAGGCUUGGUCGCGGCCGCGGUGCAGGCGAAGAUUCUCGCCAUGGACGAAGAGCACGAGAUUAGACGUAUCGUUUCCGGUAUCCUGGACGUCUUGGCGAAGAAACUCGAGCUCAAGCUCAAGUACCUCGACCUCAUGGACGUGCACGCCGAGCGCGCGCUCGAAGCGUUUUCGUCUCAGUCCAAAACCGCGCUCGCCGAUCGAAGAUCCGCGAUCGCGGAGACGCGCGAUUACAGCGAGCGUAUCGUAGAAAUGACCGCCAAACUCCACUCGCUUCGCCAGCGCCUGGCUGUGGAGGAGGCGAAAAUUGCGCCCGCCGCCGCGCCCCGCGUAGACGUGUAA
Ostreococcus tauri is the source of this 2682-nucleotide messenger RNA. Its product is annotated as Zinc finger, ZZ-type. Lineage: Eukaryota; Viridiplantae; Chlorophyta; Mamiellophyceae; Mamiellales; Bathycoccaceae. Gene Ontology annotation, molecular function: zinc ion binding; protein binding. The coding region runs from base 1 to 2682 and encodes 893 amino acids. The record is from RefSeq and is a predicted model, not a curated record. The transcript has 3 exons.